AUGCAAUAGUGAGCUUCUUAGUUGCAAAUUCUUUACCUUCGCCACCAAAUUCUGCGAGGGCAGCACGAAUUGCUGCCAGUUCAGCUCUCGUAAUAGUGUUUGUGCACCCAGCGCCAUUUGGAUUCACGUAGACAACGCGAGAAUCGCUGAACCAGGCGCAGGCGCCGGCAACCUGGACUUCUUUGCCAUUGUCAGUUUUGAUUUUGCUUACCGAACCAUCUGUCCAGACAGUGCCAUUCACGUCGUGGGCCAGAGCAUGGUGGGUCUGGAAUCGCGCGUUAGGAAAGCGUCGUGCUUCGUCAGCCAUGGCGUGUAUCGUCUUUGGGUUAGCGUGCUGGUAUUUGGCUUGCUUUAGAAGCAUUGGACGAUGGCUGCUACUGUGCCUGCCGGCAGCGACACCUGGUGCAUUGGCAUGGCCUUGCGGUCCUGCUGCGCCGGGUCAUAGCGGUAGCGCAUGAUGAGGGCAGCGACCGCUUCCUCAAAGGCGUUGGGCCGCUGGUUGCCGGUGUGCCUGAAGCGCUCCCACAGGGUAAGGAGGCGGGGGAGUUUGGUCGUCCAGGACGAGAAUAGGGGGGCCCCAGUGGGCUGCGGUGCUGCCGGCUCUGCAGCUUGGGCAGGCUCUUCAGGACCUGUGCCAGUUCCUGUCCGUCAUUGUCCAGGUCGUAGGCUCUCAUCGCCGUUGGUGAGCCGCAGGGCAUGGUUGAUGGCGGCGCGGUCCCCGGUGGCUCAGUUCGAGCCUCAGGUCCGCAAGAGGGAGGACGUAUUCAAUGGGGAGAGGUUCGACGCCCCGGGCCUCAGCUUCUGCCUCAAGGGCAGCGGCAAUGGACCAGGCGUUGUGCCGGUGUCGCCAGGGAUGUGGCAAUGGCUGUGCCCUUGUCCUUCACAAUCUCGGUGACUCUUGCGACAUGUGCCGACCAGUCCAGCGAGAACGUGAGCUGCACUCCCAGGUACUUGUACGGCUGGGUCGGGGGGAAGUACGGGACAGGGGUCGUGCCAAUCUUAAUUGUGUUGGUCAUGUUGCGGCGCAUGGCGGCAAGGGUAGCUUUUCCUGUGGGCCCGUCAAGGUUGGGGUCCGAGCGAGAUUUGUCGUGCCAGAUGGCGGUGGUGGCACACUUGGUGUGAUUGACACGCAGGCUCGCCCACUCGGCGUAAGAUGCGAUUUUGUCACAUUGAACCUGCAGGUCGUCGAGCGAGUUGGUGAGCGCCGCCAGGUCGUCUGCGUACGCGGCGGCACUGCAAUGGUAUUGCAGGUUUUCGCUGGGGGUCAGGCAGCCGUAGUGGUAGCCCCGUCCGCCCGCAUGGAGCCAGCGGACAAGAGGUUCCAUGAACAGAAUAAAGAGCACAGGUGAGAGUGUAUCACCUUGCACGGUGCCUCGCUCUAUAGGAAUGGCGGAUGUGCUUCCGUGUUCGGUGCGGAUGCGGGUGGUCGCAUGUGCAUAUAGGUUGCGGACUGCGCGGAUCAGGUCCGUUGGCAGCCCAAGGUCAAACAUAAUUUGUAGUAAUCGGUCCUGGUCGAUUGUGUUAAACGCGGAGCUAUAGUCCACGUAGACCGCAUAGACAUCUUUUCCAAACAGUGCGGCAUCCUCAAGGGCAUGUACCAAAUUUAGGACCUGCCUUUCGGUGUUGCAGUAGGCACGGAAGCCUUCCUGCGCUUCACUGAAUAGCUGGAGGGGGCCAGCCAGUUCGCCAAUGCCCAAGGUAAGCAUGGACGUGUACAGCUUGUAGCAGGUAUUUGCGAGCGCAAUGGGCCGUUUGUUUUUUAUGUCCAGGGCGUCUCCAGGUUUGGGGAGUAGCACGGUCUCUGAUGCGGCCCAGGUUUCAGGUAUUUGUGACUUGACGUACAUGAUUUGCAGGAUACAGUGGAGGUUGCGCUUCAUGCCCGAUGGCAGGAUACGGAGCAGUUCGUUUGGUAUGCCGUCAGGGCCUGUCGCCUUGUUUCUGGAGAGGUGAGAAAUGCACUGCUCAAAAUUUGCCGUGUCUGCCAUGCUGGGGAGCAUGGAGUGUGUGUCAGGGUGCCGGUUGCGGUCCAGUGUGAAUUGAUCUGUUGCGUCGGCUUUCUCAAAUGGGUAGCCGCGUGUGGCGUUGCUGGGUAGUCGGAAAUCCCCAGUGCGGGUGCCGCGUGGUGGGGCGGACAGCUUUCGGAAGUGGGUUUCGAGUAUGGCGAGGAUGCUGGUGGAGUCAGUCGUCACCUCCCCAGUUUCUGGGUUCCGGACCGCUGGGAGGCCCCGUUCCAUGUCUUCCUUCUGAAAGAUUCUCUUGUGCCCCUGUGCAGGGCGCGUGGCCAGGGUAUGUUGCAGCGCUGUGGCAGCGGCCUCUCGCUGGGCUUUGGCGCGGUCCGCCACUAGCUGGCGGUGCUUGGCCUGGCAGGCCUUUAUUUCGUUCCGCAGCUUCGCCGCUGCAUUGGCGGCGUCUACCUCAGGUAGGGCCUGGGGCCCUUGCGUGAGGUUUGUCAGUUGUGUCUUCAGGGCCACUUCCUUGUCCCAUAGGGGCUUUAGCACCCGUGCGGUGGAGCGUGAUGCGUGGUGUUUGCCAGUGAAGGGGGCUUUCCGGGUGCACUCUUCAAGGAGGCAUGUUAGCCCGGUGUCCAGUGCAGAGGCAAGUUGUUCUGCAAGUUGGUUGAUAUCGGCCUUCUGGAUGUUCGUGUCCUGCGCCAGGUCUCGGUGCAUGACGCUGGCGGGGUAGCCUGUGGGGUCCAUGCUGUGCCUCGUGAGUGCAUGUUCAAUUGAUUGCGUUGCCUGCCUUGUUGCGGAAUGCAGGUCGGCUGUUGCUUCCACCAAGGCUUCCUCAAGGCGGAUAGCUGCGGCGGCCAGUUGCUUUUGUGUGACGGGCAGGGCGACCUCGGCCCAUCGUUGUUGGGUCUGCUGCUGGGGGGCUGGGUUCCGGGCGCCGGCCUGUGGUGCCGGCCAUAGCUGUAGGUCCGCGGCUAGUAACUCUGCGUGGACUGGUUUGUGGUCAAAGUUGCCUGCAACUGUACUGGUGUAUUCACGCGCUUCUGUGCAUGCAGCGCGCGUGGCAGGGCAUAGGAGGAUGUCAUCGAUGCGACUGUGGUAUGGGGCCAUGCCCGGGCGUGUUUGUUCAUAUGACCAUUCGGCAGUGGUAGUGGUGUCUCCGCGGAUAGGGCGCAGGCCACUAUCGGCAAGGAACCGCUGGUGGGCCCGGUCUGCCGUGUCGAUGGGGCUGUCCCGCUCAUGUGCUCGGGCGACGGCAUUAAAGUCUCCCG
Chlamydomonas reinhardtii is the source of this 3220-nucleotide messenger RNA. RefSeq lists its product as uncharacterized. Lineage: Eukaryota; Viridiplantae; Chlorophyta; Chlorophyceae; Chlamydomonadales; Chlamydomonadaceae. The record is from RefSeq and is a predicted model, not a curated record. The transcript is spliced from 7 exons. Bases 458 to 895 code for a protein of 145 amino acids.